This is a messenger RNA of Aspergillus nidulans FGSC A4, 387 nucleotides long. Its product is annotated as protein par1. NCBI's taxonomy places the organism in Eukaryota, Fungi, Ascomycota, Eurotiomycetes, Eurotiales, Aspergillaceae. Bases 1 to 387 code for a protein of 128 amino acids. Gene Ontology annotation, molecular function: DNA binding; peptidyl-prolyl cis-trans isomerase activity. The transcript has 3 exons. The record is from RefSeq and is a predicted model, not a curated record. Gene Ontology annotation, biological process: rRNA processing.
AUGGGCAAAGGCAACGCCAAAAACAGCGGCGGCGGCGACAAAAAAUCCAAGGCCAAGGCUGGUGACGCCAAGGACGAUAGCAAGGGCAAGAUGAAGGGAGCCCAGUCCGUGAACGUUCGGCAUAUUCUUUGCGAGAAGUUCUCCAAGAAAGAAGAAGCCCUCGAGAAGAUUCGUAACGGGGCGAAGUUCGAUGAGGUUGCGAGAGAGUAUUCAGAGGACAAAGCCAGGCAGGGCGGCUCCCUAGGGUGGAAGAGCAAGGGCGAGCUAGAGCUUCCGUUCGAGGAGGUUGCUUUCUCGCUGGAGCAGAGUACGACUGGGAACCCGAAGAUUGGGGAGGCAAAGACUGGGUACGGAUACCAUAUUAUUAUGGUGGAGGGGAGGAAGUAA